Lates calcarifer (barramundi perch) is the source of this 2954-nucleotide messenger RNA. RefSeq names its product mucin 15, cell surface associated (gene muc15). Bases 179 to 1330 code for a protein of 383 amino acids. NCBI's taxonomy places the organism in Eukaryota, Metazoa, Chordata, Actinopteri, Centropomidae. The transcript has 4 exons. The record is from RefSeq and is a predicted model, not a curated record.
UUCCUGAAUGCCACUCUUCUGGGCCCUCCUCCCUCCGUCCCUGCUUCUCUCCCCAGGCCGACUGCUGAUUCACUCUCACAUGCUGGCAGCUCACUGAAGAGAUUUUGUUGCCUGUGCACCUGUUCUCAUCAGAUACAGCCUAAGAAUAAGAUUGAAACCAAAGGUGAAACCAAAGCUGAUGGAAAUGUAUUUUAAAAUCACAGCAUGCCUCCUUCUGAUUGUCCAUGCCUUUCAUCUGGCAUCGCUCCAAUAUACAACUGACACUCCAGGACGUACAAUUGAUGGAAGCUGGUACCGUAAACUAGCAGAUAAUUCAGCUGGAGGUCAAAACGUUGCAGUUACUGAUGGGGAUGCACAGUAUGACUGGGAAGCUGAUACAACUGCCAUGGAGCCAAGUAAUGAUUACAACAGUGGCACAGCAUCUGGCUCCAUGGCAGUAUAUAAUGGAGAAGAGGAGAACGUAUCCGGUCAUGAACAGGGUGCCAAUAAAACAUCUGAUGAUCUGACUGUUGUCACUACCACGCUGCCUCCCACAGCACCAAAUGGUACAACCAAGCACACUGAAUCACCAGACCCUGCAGUUACUCCAACGACUACGACUACAGAUCCCUCAAAUCCAAGCCAGAUCAACAUGACUGAAGCUGACGAGGAAUCUCAUAACCUGACGACCACCCCUCAAACCACCACCACUCAUUUGAUUUCACAAAGCUCCACCCUCUCUCCAGAUUUCUUCAAUCGCACCGAUUUGCAGUCAACAACUUUGGCUCCGGAGAGCAACGAUACACAAGAAUCCACAGCAAAACCAGAGGAAGAUACAGGGCUAGACAACAGCACGGGGUCAACCAGCACAACAACUGCAAUAACCACAACAACACCAGAGGUAAAGGGGACAUCCACCACGUCUUCAUCUACAACAGUGUUCCCAUCUGAGACCACAGAACUGAGCCCUGAGACUACGACUGCUGUUGCACUGGACACACCUGAGAAUGUCAACAAGACGAACAAAGAUACAGCCGCAGGGAGCAGCUCAGAAAGAGGUUUGUCAUCAGAUCCACACACAAGUAACAGGAAUGGAGCAUGGGGUGCUUUACUAGGAACAGCAGUUGCUGUGGCUUUCGUGGGACUGGUGGCCUACAUCAUCCUGAAAAAGAAGCACCGGAAGGGUUUCUCUCACAGGAAACUGGUUGAGGAGUAUCCUUCAGACCCAGUUCUCAGAUUAGACAACAAUGAACCUUUGGACUUGAACUACGGUGGUGGUGCCUAUUACAACCCAGGACUCCAGGGAGACAACAUCCAGAUGACCAACAUUCCAGGACGCCACAGAAACUGAAAGGACUACCAAGACCAAAGUCAUGAACUCCCUUGUAAGAAUGUCUGUCACCUAGUCUCACUGGCAUUUGAUGUGGAGUUUUGUAAAUAAGACUGUCUGAAAGUGACAUUUGUGGAUGGAAAUUACAAAGGAGUUUGUGUAGACCUGUUGUCAGUCACCACAAAUGAUACUUGUCAGAUUAUGCAUUGUUGUGACUAGAUUUAUUGCAUUGAAAUAGAAGGAUAACUGAAGGCUUUCUAUCUGAAGUACACUGCCUCAGCCAAUAUUAACUGUCAGCCAUUUAUGUAAGUUGCCAAAGAGAAUGAAAUUAGGUCUUUAUGAAGAACAUACUUUGCAGUCAAUGAAGGAUGUUAAAAAUGAAUAUUUGUUAUAACUUUUGGCUUCAUUUUAUUUCUGCUAUAGAAAGAAGAAAAACAAAAACAUUAGGAUAUAAUCUGAUCAGGUAAAGAGAAAGAAAAAAAAGUGCUGUUGUAUUGCAGCCUAAAUAACAAAUGACACAGGUGGCCCACUGAAGCUUUUGCAACAAAAUUCAGAAGCCAUGGUGAACAAUAAAAAUAUCCAUAUCAACCAUCACCUGCUGUUAUGGUAUAAGGGAGGCUAUAAGAAGUGAAAUCUGAAUGGUGCUUUCAGAUAUUCCACGACCAGCAGUCACAGCCAGAGACUGAGAUUUGAACCGUCAAACCAAAGACUUUGAAUUUGUUUUUCUGCACCGAUUAGGGAGGGUGGAGGGACACUGGGUGCUGUUUUGUUAUUCAUAGGCACGAGGUUUUGGUAUUCAGGAAGGGAGUUGUGUAUUUGGUCUUAGCACUACUCAGUAGCAACAACUAUAUCAUCAUAAUAUACUGCUUAAAUCUUCUGACCUCCAGGUGUCCAUACAGAGAUUUAAGUUUCUUGUGUAGCAACAAUGUGCACCUCGGAGAGCUACAUAGUGUUUACCUACUGCGCCUAGAUCGAAACUAGAACAUAUCUGAUUGUAAAUCUGAAAAAACUUUAUAUUUUUUACUGCUAUUUUAUCCUAUGUUUGCAUUAACUUUGAGUGACAACCUUCAGCAAGAAAAAUGUCUCUUUUUUGAUUGAUACAAUGUGGGUUGGACAAGGAAGCAGGAAUUGAUUACACGUCUUUUCUAAUGCCUUUGUAUGAUAAAAUUUAACUAUAUUGCAUAAUUGUUCAUUUCUAAACUUUCUUACUUUUCUGUGUUAUAUAAAACAGGCUUUUGUAACUGUACUGUACAUGUGAAGAAAAUACAACCUGAAAAUACAUCUCUCUUCACUCAUCAUUACCUGAGUGAAGCCUGCACUCGAUCAAUAUGCGCCCUGAUUAUGAUUGAUAUGUGCCUUGGUAACACAGAUAUGUGUGAAAAAUUUUAUUGUUAUAUGGUUCAGCACCAAGCAUGGCAGAUCAGCUUCUGUCCUUGCUCUAAUUUCAGACAUCAAUCAGUGUGAGAAGGAUUUUUGUCUGAGUGAGAGAGGGGAGUUUUGUGUUGCAGAGUUUAAGAAUCACAGUGAUUACUGUAGAAAUAAAGCAGGGCAGAUGGAUAAUGGGAGACUUCUACAUUGGUUACCACCUCUUGUAAAAUGUAAUGGAACUUGAUGAUGCCUUAAUAAAAAACCAAACCCCCAAAAA